This is a messenger RNA of Exophiala oligosperma, 2021 nucleotides long. RefSeq lists its product as uncharacterized. Lineage: Eukaryota; Fungi; Ascomycota; Eurotiomycetes; Chaetothyriales; Herpotrichiellaceae. The coding region runs from base 263 to 1726 and encodes 487 amino acids. Gene Ontology annotation, cellular component: extracellular region. The record is from RefSeq and is a predicted model, not a curated record. The transcript has 3 exons.
CAUCAACGAACUCAUCGUUGACCAUGGCGUGGCUCGUGUUAUACGGGGCGCGCUGGGAACCUGGGAAACAUAUACCUCGAACUCGCCCACAUCUUUUUGUCGACCGGUCAAGGAGUCGCUCAUUGAAUUCCCCUUCGCAGCACAGACAUACUCACUCUAGUCACUCUCUUCAUUGCGCUGUUAUUACCUCGAGGCUGCGCAUUGCUCUGCCCUUCGCUUCUCUCGAUAAUCUAGAAAUCACAAUUGCAACAACCAACUCGGAAUGAAGGCCACUAUCAAAGCGCUAGGUCUCCUAGCGACUGCUGGCUCAGCUGCCGCAUCAUGGACGGAUUGGUUCGAUCCCGAUACCACGGUCACGGCCACGAUGACGAGAACCACGGCAUACUGCCCAUGUAAUGGCGAGGUCAGGGUAACUCCUGUCGGACCCGGUCAGGGCAACGUGAAUGUGUGGACCACGAGCAAGAAUGCUGUUGGCCCGAUCUUCACGGCGACCACCACCACUGUUCCGGGCAAGACAAUCACCAAAGCGGGUCCCAUCGUGGUCGUGUUUGAGACUGGGGGUGUCAUGACGACGAAGACCGGUAUGGCUAUCGAGCUGAUCAUUCCACCAACGGACCCUGCAAGCUCGACGGUGUACGUGACUAAGACUGUUUGGACUGGAGCUCAACCCACCAACGACCUUGCCUGGGUUGACUGGAAUGAUGAUGAUGCUGUGGACGGCGCGACAUUGACCAGAACCCACACAGCUGAGACAACAGUCUACGAGGGUGUUACUGCAUUCCCUACUCAGACUGACGAUGCGUCCUGGUCAGACUGGGCUGCCACAACCAACACUCAUACAGUCACCACCAAUACGACCGUGACCGUCAGCCCAACCCAGGGCACCACGAGUACCACGAGCAACGGUGUUGGACCCAUUGGCGGUUCUACAAGCACUUCUUCCUCUGCAACAAGCAGCAGUGGCGUCGGACCCAUCGGCGGUACCACCAGCACAUCCUCAAGCAUGACGAGCUCGAUGAGCUCAACGAGCUCAACCAGUGCAUCCAGUACAAGCAUCACCAGCACCGGUAGCCCCAUCAUGGCGAGCAGUUCAACAUCGUCAAGCAGCGCGGCUGGAUCGAGCACCACGGUGGGCGCCACCACUUCAUCCGUUGCGUCGACGACCGUCGCAAGCACCUCAACGACCACAUCAGCCAACGGCAAUCUCCCAACCACCACCCUUGAUGUCCGCGGACUAGACUACCAGAGUGCCAUCCUCGAAGCCCACAAUAUUCACCGAGCCAACCAUUCGGCCGCGGCAUUGACCUGGAACGCACAGAUGGCCACCUACGCCGCGGAGACUGCCGCCAAGUGCGUGUACGGACACGAUCUGACUCCUGGCGGUGGUGGCUAUGGCCAGAACAUUGGCGCAGGCUACACAGCUGCACAAGUACCCGCCAUGAUCGGCAAUGAUAUGUACAACCACGAGAUGCCCUACUACCCAUUGCCGUAUGGCGUCAACAACCCAGAUACCAGCAACUUCGGCGCGUGGGGACAUUUCUCGCAGAUUGUCUGGAAGGGAACCACUAGCGUUGGAUGUGCCACGCAGGUGUGCCCUACGCUCCAGGGAGCCACUUUCACCCAGUACUUCACCGUGUGCAACUACUAUCCCCCUGGCAACAUUGGUGGCGCGUACUCCAACGUUGGCGCUCCUCUCGGUCAGGAUGUUGUCUUCAUCCAGACUUAAGGGAGUGAUGGCUGCUUAAUUUGUUAGAUUCGUUCUCUUCUCUUAGCUGAUUACUUGUAGCGGGGGGCGUGGAGCUGGUGGUCUCAAUAAGCAAAGGCUGUGUCAAAAGUGCCCCGGCAUUGACAUUACAUUCGAACUUGUAUCAGCAUUUUCUAGGUUCUUUUUGGUAGCAGAGGUGUUUUUCUUCCUCCUAGGAGGAAUUGAAGAAGGAGGCUUUGCAUUUGAGCGCGGGCUCGCAGCUUCUUAUAUAGUUCGUAGGAAAUCCAAUGAAAUGAUGAUAACCCAACACACACAA